UGAUGGGAGUUGAUGCCUCGUCAUGGACUGCUGAGGUGCCCAGCUCAGUAUCCGGCCUGCAGGGCUCAUGCAUUGUGAUUCAAUGCUCAUACAACUAUCCAGAACCAGAGAAGAAGCCCUCUGAAUUCACUGGCAUCUGGUUCAAAGACAACGGUUAUGAUGUUAUAUACCACCCAGACAGUUCCAAAGUUAUCGAAGACUACAAGGGUCGUACAGAGCUGGUGGGAGACCUCCAGCAGAAGAACUGCUCACUCAGAAUCGACCCGCUCCAUCGCAGUGACAAAGGCCCCUUUUAUUUCAGGGUUGAAAUCAAAGACCAUGACAAGUAUUCCUACAUACCUGACACAGUCUCCAUUGCAGUGAGCAGUAAAUUCCCAGGGGAAGAAUUGACAAGGAGAAUUUCAAAUGUUGUAUUAUAGUUUCCCAUUAUUUAUCCUAAUGAUAGCUAUAGCUUCUUGUAUAUCUAAAUUAUAGUGCUGAAAGGACAGACCCAAUAACUAGUGGAAGCACACCUAAAAAUAACUGCAAUAAGUAUUAUUUUCUCUUUGUUGAUUUAAUGCUCUCCAGACACCCCCCCCUGUCAGUGAGGGAGGAGGUGAAAGUGGGGGAGGAGGUAUCUGCCUCCUGCUCUGUGUCUCACUCCUACCGAUCUGAUUCCCCUCUCCUCACCUGGAGCCACUCCGGAACACCCAGUGUCCAAUCACAGCAGCUGACCAACGGCCAGUGGGAAGUGACAUCAUCCCUGACCUUUACCCCCAGCAGCACUGAUAACAACCAGUCUCUGGUCUGCACAGCAGCGUACAGGGGAGGGAAGACAGUGAAAAGGUUCGAAAACUCUCAAUGUCAAAUGUAAGUGGACCACACCUGUGUGUUAACAACACUGUUUGGUAGAUUUACACAUUAACUGCUGUGAAAACAGAAUACUUCUGUGCAUAUGACAAAAGUGAAACUAGAUUUAAACUUAUUUGAAAAGGAAACAUUAAUUUUGUCCACAGCCUCCAUUUUGAAAUCUAAAUAGAUUUAAAGGAUGUGGUUGAUCUACUGAAUUGGUCCUAAGAUGUUUAUUACAUAGUAAUAGCAUUCUUACUAAUGAUGUUAUUCAUAGAUGCCCCAGUGGAUGUGAAGGUUGAGGGAGUGUCCAGUGUGAAGGAGGGAGACUCUGUAGAGCUGAGAGACCUACCAUCACACUGGAGAAUGUGACCAGACUCACUGAAGCCCUCUUCUGCACUGCCAUCAGCACAGAGGGACAAGGCCAAUCCAUCCCACUGAAACUCAAUGUAGAGUGUAAGUAGAUGCCGCCAUUCUGUCAAUAAGAAACAUGCCCUUUCUGUGUAUAUAAUAUGAAGACAAUAUUCUUCAGUUCAUUCUCAUCCCAGACCUCCCUGAGAUCAAAUUGGGCUCCGCCUGCACUUCAGACAUCUCCAUGGUAACCUGUCUGUGCAUUGUGGAUUCGGAGCCCCCGGCACCGUGGAGUGGUCUCUUCCAGCAGGACCCCUGCCCAUCCUGCCCAGUACCAGAGUGGAGAGGCAUGGGUCAGUUAACAUGGUGACCCUACAGAGGGCACUAGGCUUCUCAGAGACCAUCCACUGCCAUGCCAUUAACACACAGGGCAAUGCCACCUUGUCCUUCACUGUGUCCACAAAUGGUAAGGGAAACAGUGGGGGAAGGGUAUCAUAAAUGAAGUAUUACAGACUAUAUUAACAUCAUAAAGGUUAUUAUUUGUACAUUAAUAAAUACUAUUUAUUUGUUUUUUGACAGAUAAGAUGUUGAUGCUGUACAUUUCAAUUGGUAUUGCUGCAUUGGUGGUGGUAGUAAUACUGAUUAUCAUGUCAGCUUGCCUGUUGACCAAGAAGGGGUAAGUUACUAUUUUAUUUAUUUUUUUGGAGGGAGCUACGUAGAUUUGUGUUUCUUUUUAGCUGUUUUGUUCUGUUUGAAUAACUUAGCAUUAUUUUUCUCAUCAGUGGGAGGAGUCAUAGUGACCAGCCAGUAACCAUAAAGCAGGACAUGGAUGCAUCCAAGUGUGCUUCCACAGAUCCCUUAACGUACAGGCUGUUCUAUCUGUGAUCAAAAUGUAUACAUCCUGAUGAGUUGCUAAAGACCAUUAGCUUACAUUCACUCUUAUUGUGUCUGAUCGUAUGAAGAGAAUGCAUCUGAGAGUGGCCCUAACUCUAUCCACAGGAAAGUGCAGAAAGACACCAGCAGUGAAAUCCACACAAACUACUACACCAACAAUCACCUAUAUGGCAACAUG
Coregonus sp. 'balchen' is the source of this 2251-nucleotide messenger RNA. NCBI's taxonomy places the organism in Eukaryota, Metazoa, Chordata, Actinopteri, Salmoniformes, Salmonidae. The record is from the annotation of a GenBank genome assembly.